Messenger RNA from Drosophila serrata, 469 nucleotides. Its product is annotated as mitochondrial translation release factor in rescue. Gene Ontology annotation, molecular function: translation release factor activity. Gene Ontology annotation, cellular component: mitochondrion. The record is from RefSeq and is a predicted model, not a curated record. NCBI's taxonomy places the organism in Eukaryota, Metazoa, Arthropoda, Insecta, Diptera, Drosophilidae. Gene Ontology annotation, biological process: translational termination.
AGGAAUGCUGCGGGGUCUGGUACGUUUCCUGGCGUUUCCUUCGCCUUCUGCGCGCUGGAAAUCCACUGCCAAUCUGGACUACACUCGCUAUCCAACACUCCAGGAAUCUGAGAUCGAGGAGACCUUUACGCGAGGUAGUGGUCCCGGUGGUCAGGCAGUGAACAAGACCUCCAACUGCGUCUUCCUGCGACAUUUGCCCACCAACAUCACCAUCAAGUGUCACACUCAUCGAUUGGCCUCCAAAAAUCGCGUGGAGGCCAGGAAACUGCUACUGGAGAAACUGGAUGCUCAUAUAAAUGGAGAGAACUCCAUAGCGGUACAGAUCAAGGCACAGGAACAAAGGAAAUCUACGGAGCGGCGUCGUAGGCAAAGCAAACUCCAGGAGAUGAAGAAAAGCUGGCAGGAAAGGGAGCACCCGGACAAAUUAUGUUGACCAAUAGGGAAAAUACAGAACUUUCAUACAAAAAUA